AUGAACUUGAAGAGGGGGGAUUUUUUGUGGGUGCGGAGUCAUCAGCGUUACGUCUACUGCGGCUGCCAGGUCCAUGCCGAGGCUCCCUGCUGUAGCGGGCUGGAGACUCCCGGCUGCGGCGGGUUGGAGACUGCCUGCUGCGGAGGCACCAUCUCCUACUCUGGAUGCGCAGCACAGCUAUUUCUACAUGUCUUCUUCAUUGGAACAGAGUUUUCCCUCCUGACUGUCAUGUGCUACGACCGCUAUGUGUCCAUCUGCAAACCCCUGCACUACAGGACCCUCCUGGGCAGAAGAGCUUGUGCCCACAUGGCAGCAGCUGCCUGGGCCAGUGGCUUCCUCAAUUCUCUGCUGCAUACAGCCAAUACAUUUUCCCUGCCCCUGUGCCAUGGCAAUACCCUGGGACAAUUCUUCUGUGAGGUACCACAGAUCCUCAAGCUCUCCUGCUCACACUCCAACCUCAAAGAAUUUGUACUUAUUGUGUUGUCCAUAUGUUCUGUGGUGCCUCCAGCCCUGAACCCCCUCAUCUACAGCCUGAGGAACCAGGAGCUCAAGGCUGCAGUAUGGAGGCUGAUGACUGGAAAUUUUAGGAAACAUUAA
This is a messenger RNA of Melospiza melodia melodia, 597 nucleotides long. RefSeq names its product olfactory receptor 5V1-like. Gene Ontology annotation, cellular component: membrane. The transcript has 4 exons. Gene Ontology annotation, biological process: G protein-coupled receptor signaling pathway. Bases 1 to 597 code for a protein of 198 amino acids. Gene Ontology annotation, molecular function: G protein-coupled receptor activity; odorant binding; olfactory receptor activity. Lineage: Eukaryota; Metazoa; Chordata; Aves; Passeriformes; Passerellidae. The record is from RefSeq and is a predicted model, not a curated record.